Messenger RNA from Coffea arabica (coffee), 729 nucleotides. Its product is annotated as probable F-box protein At1g44080. Gene Ontology annotation, molecular function: protein binding. NCBI's taxonomy places the organism in Eukaryota, Viridiplantae, Streptophyta, Magnoliopsida, Gentianales, Rubiaceae. The record is from RefSeq and is a predicted model, not a curated record.
AUGGAAAUUUCAGAUUGGUCGGAGCUUCUUCCUGAUUUGUUGAUCAUGAUAGCCAGACGGAUACAACUGAUGGAAGAUUUUAUGGCUUUCAGAGGUGUUUGUACCUCUUGGCGAGCUGCUGCAAGUGUUGAUAAUUUUGUCAAGUCAUGGCCUACAGUUCCAUUGCUCAUGCUAGCAGAAAAGAAAGACACCGAUUAUCGCAAAUUCUACAGUCUAUCUAGGGGCAAGAUUUGGAGGAGAAUGCCACUACCCGAAGCAAAAGCGAGUCCAUCAGAGACAUCAGAUUUUGUUGUGGUUAUAGUUGGAGGUGGUGGUCGUUUUCUCUUGUUAUGGAGACCUGGAGACAUGUCCUGGACAAGAAUAGAAUCAGCACAGUAUGGUGCCUUCAAUGAUGUUUAUUUCUACAAAGGAAAAUUUUAUGCCAUCACUUAUGGAGGACAUAUAUGGGUAUGGGAUAUGUUAGAUCCUCCAGAAGCUCAAUAUUAUUUUACCAUAAAUAGGGAAUUGAUCGACUUUCGAAGGUCACGUCUAGUGGAAUCAGCAGGUGAAUUAUUCGUAGUUGCAAGGGACGGGGCUGAAUAUGAUGACGAUGAGCAAACUUACGGCGUUACAAAUUUUCGAGUUGUGCAGCUAGAUUUGAUCAAGAGGGAAUGGAAAGAGAUUGAUAAUUUGGGAGAUAUGGCUAUUUUUGUCGGGCAUAAUGACGGAUUCUCGCUUGAUGCCACUUGA